AAAUCGGCCAUUAUUGCCACCACACGUGGUUUAGUUGAUAUCUGUGCCUGGUAUGGUUAAUUUGUAAAUAAUCUAAAAAUGACUUCUAUUAGUAGCGAGAGUGAGUUAAUUAAGAAAGGGGAUUUUGUCAUUCUUAAAACUGACUGUAUUUUGCGAUUGGUGCAUUUAGAUAAAAAAAAGCCACAGUUUUUAAUGAAACGAAAAAUUAACUUAUGUGCCGCUAUCGGUCAUCCUUUCGGUUCUUUCUUUGAAAUUAAACAGAACGGUGAUUUGAUAAAAGUUUCGAAUUCGGAAGCCUUAAAAUCCGUCCGCAUAGAUGUUAUUUCACCCGAAGAAACGAAGGACAAUCGAUCUUUGUUUGACAACGGCAAUAAUCAGAAAUUGACGACGGACGAUAUUGAGACCUUCAAGGCUUCUGGCAUGUCUGGACAAGAAGUCGUGCAAAAAAUUGUCGAAAACAGUACUUCAUUUCACGAGAAGACUGUUUUUGCGAAAGAGAAAUAUCUGAAGAAGAAGGAAAAGAAAUACUUGAAAUAUAUCAAAGUAUUGAAGCCAAAUGUUCGCUUGCUUGCUGACAUGUAUAACACCCAAGCUCCUUUGAAAAUAAGUAACUUGAGAAUGGAUUCCCUCUCGCAGAUGAUAACUUUUUGUAAUGUUAUGUCUGGUGGUAAAUAUAUGGUGAUUGAGAAUGUGAUGGAUUUGUUAGUCACUGCUGUUAUCGAUAAACUGGGUGUUGAGGGUUUUGCUGUCCAACUGCACAUGAAACCUUUUUCUAUUCAGCCAAACCCUCAAGUUGUGCAAGCUUUGAGCAUUACUGAAGAACAACUUCAAGCAAUACAUUUCAACAUUGAUCUAAAAUCUGCAAUAUCGCUCUUAGAAGACGACGUGGAAGACAUGAUUGUGGACUAUUCGGAUAACGGUUCGCUCGGUGUGUCUCAUGUCACAGAGAAGGCGCAAAAGAAGAAGAAACACAUCGAUGAUGCGAAAGCAAUCUUAAGACAAAAAAAUAUGGACGGACUCUUAGUUGCAGUGAAAAACCACCCAGCUAAUGUGCUGUCCUUGCUAGACUUUUUAUCAGAUUCACGACCAUUUGCGAUAUUUUCUAUGUACCAAGAGCCUUUGGUAGACUGUUAUGUGAAACUUAAAGCAAGAGGUGAUAUAAUUCUGCUAAACAUUUCUGAUACUUGGUUACGGAAGUUUCAGGUCAUGCCCGAGAGGACUCAUCCCUGUUAUACGAUGCGUGGGCAUGGCGGAUUCCUCUUGACGGGAUUAAAAGUUGCGUUAAAGCCAAAAACUUAACAAUGGAUAUGAAUUAGUGGAUCUAUAAGUUUUUGAUUUUGUUAAACGUUCAUUGUAUAGAUGUAUUAUGUCAUAUGACAAUAAAGUUGAAUGAUUAUUAA
Molecule: messenger RNA, 1400 nt
Organism: Parasteatoda tepidariorum (common house spider)
Lineage: Eukaryota; Metazoa; Arthropoda; Arachnida; Araneae; Theridiidae
Gene: Trmt6
Product: tRNA methyltransferase 6 non-catalytic subunit
Biological process (GO): tRNA methylation
Cellular component (GO): tRNA (m1A) methyltransferase complex; nucleus
Source: RefSeq, a predicted model, not a curated record